This is a messenger RNA of Xenopus laevis (African clawed frog), 1415 nucleotides long. RefSeq names its product serine/threonine-protein kinase mig-15-like. The record is from RefSeq and is a predicted model, not a curated record. NCBI's taxonomy places the organism in Eukaryota, Metazoa, Chordata, Amphibia, Anura, Pipidae. The transcript has 18 exons. The coding region runs from base 1 to 1218 and encodes 405 amino acids.
AUGGAAUAUGUACCAUCAGAAAACCCAGAGCAGAAACUAGACCUGGCUGUAACCAUCUGCCAGGAGACUCCAGAAACUCCUGAUGUCAACAUUGAACAGGAACCAUCAGAAAAGCCAGAGCAGAAACUGGAGCUGGCUGUAACCAUCUGCCAGGAGACUCCAGAAACUCCUGAUAUCAACAUCAAUCAGGAGGAACAACAAGUCGAGCAGGACCAGGAUCUAAGAGCUGAUAGCAGCCCCUGCCACUCCCAGGAACCAUCAGAAACCCCUGACGAUACCAACUGCCAGGAAAAACAAAAGCAAGAGCUGGAUCUGGGCAUGAACAACUGCCAGGAGAAUCAGCUUGAAGUAAAGUUCCCGACGCCCAGGACAUAUCUGCAAAUCCUGGAGCCAACAGGACAGGACAGCUACGGGAUGAAUUAUACCGGUUGGCACCGUAAAGAACAACUGGAUGUGUCCGUGACCAUCGUAAAGGACAUAGAGAAGAGAAAAGACAUCCUUCAAGAAGUGGAAGUCCUUGAACUUAUCAGAGGCCACGAAAAUGUCAUUGGCUACUAUGGGGCUUAUUACCAACGUGCCUCUGUAAAGAAGCCCCACUAUGAAGGACUGUGGAUUUCUAUGGAGCGUUGGAAUGGUGUAGCGGUGGAAGAUCUAAUCUACACCAGUGAGCAGUACUCCUUGCAUGAAAGCUGGAUAGCGUACAUCUGCAAGGAGGUAUUAAAGGGCCUGUGUCAUCUGGAAAACAAAAAGGUCAUCCAUCACGACCUGCGGCCCCAGAACAUUAUCCUGACAACAUCGGCAGAUGUAAAGAUCAGUGAUUUCAGCUCCGCCACCAUCGGGGAAAUGAGUCACAGUACGUCUGGGCGGAUUCCAUACCUGGCGCCAGAAGUACUGGCCAAUUUUGGCAAGAAGACCAUAUGGUAUAACUCUAAGGCUGACAUAUGGUCCUUGGGAAUAUCAGCACUUCAAAUGGCGGAAGGCUAUUACCCAUUCAGCAGAUUUCCCCAGCAAAAACUCAUGAAACGCAUCAUGCACGGACCUGCGCCAGUAUUAUUGUGGGACAAAUGGAGCGACAACUUCCAUUCAUUCGUCGGCCAUUGCCUCCAGAAAGAUCCAGCUUGGAGGCCGUCUGCUGGAAAGCUCUUAUCACACCCCUUCAUUUGUAAGAUCUUUAAUGAAAGGGGUGUGAAGAGCAAUAUCAAAUGGCACCUGCAGUGAGAAGACUGAAGCACUGAAGUUCCAGAACAUCAUAGCAGCCAUCGGGGGAGGGACGGGGGCACAACUGCAGGGCCCUUAUGUCAUCUUUGGGCCCUGCAGACUUGGGGCAUGUUUACUAACAUUGGAGAUAGAUAACUGGAGAGAUUUCUGGAGAUGUUGCCUGUGACAACCAAUGUUAAACAUGCCCCUUGGUCCCG